Messenger RNA from Guillardia theta CCMP2712, 1572 nucleotides. RefSeq lists its product as hypothetical. The transcript has a single exon. The record is from RefSeq and is a predicted model, not a curated record. Gene Ontology annotation, cellular component: nucleus; cytoplasm. Gene Ontology annotation, biological process: entrainment of circadian clock by photoperiod; circadian regulation of gene expression. NCBI's taxonomy places the organism in Eukaryota, Cryptophyceae, Pyrenomonadales, Geminigeraceae. Gene Ontology annotation, molecular function: DNA binding; FAD binding. The coding region runs from base 1 to 1572 and encodes 523 amino acids.
AUGCAGCGGUUGCUGGAGCUGUCGAGUAGAGACAUUCCGAGCGCGAGGGAAGACAAGAGACCCGUCAUCGUGUGGUUUCGACAGGAUCUCAGGCUUCAUGACAACCCAGCGCUUCUCUUUGCUGCUCAGAGCGGCAGGAACGUCAUCCCAGUCUUUGUGCACGUAGAACAAGACGACGAGAACUGGUUGCUCGGGGGAGCAGCCAAGUUUUGGCUCCAUCAGUCUCUUACCAAGCUGUCUGAGAGCUUGGAAAGGAAGUACGGCAGCAAGCUCAUCAUCAGGGCUGGGAGCGACACGCUGGCUGGUCUGCUAGAUGUGAUGAUGGAGACAGGGGCUUCUACCUUGUGCUUCAACCGAGUGUACGAGCCCUGGAAACUUGCGAGGGAUGCCAAGAUCGUGGAGACGCUGACGAUGAAUGGGCUCACAUGCUCCUCCUACAAGGCGGUGGUCCUCUUCGAGCCGCUCGAGGUCGUUCCUGACAGCAAGGAAGGGCUCAUGUAUGGCUUCGGCUCCGUCGGCUUCUUCCUCAAUGCCUGCGACGGCAAGGAGAUCAGCGAUCCCUUGCCUCCUCCCGAGCAACUGAGGCCCCCCAGAGCCUGGCCGGGCUCCCUGAGCAUUGGCGACCUCAGGCUGUACGUGAUGCCGUGCAGGAGGAACGGGCAGGUGGUGGACUGGGCGAAGGGGAUGCGAGAGUUCUGGGAGUUUGGAGAGGAAGGAGCUCUGAAGGCGCUAGAGGAGUUCGUGCGGUUCGGCUGCCAUCACUUUGAAGGCAGGCAGCGCUUCCGGGCGGAUCGCAAGUACACAGCCGUCAUCUCCCCCUAUGUCCGGUUCGGGGAGCUGAGCCCGAGGCGGAUUUUCCAUGAGAUCGUGGUGAGGCAUCGGUACAAGGCCAAGACCUUCUUGCGGCGACUUGCCUGGAGGGAUCUGGCGUACUGGUGCCUGUGGAAGUUCCCGACCAUGGCGGACCACCCCCUCCGCCCCCAGUAUGCCCAUCAGACGUGGGACUACGAUCAGAAGCAGCUGCGAGCCUGGCAGAGGGGCCGGACCGGCUUCCCGCUGGUAGACGCUGCGAUGAGGCAGCUGUGGGUAACGGGCUGGAUGCCCAACUACAUGAGGCAUGUCGUUGCCGGGUUCCUGAUCGAACACAUGAACAUGCACUGGGUGGACGGGGAGAAGUGGUUUCAUGACACCCUUGUGGACGCUGACGUGGCGAUCAACGCCUACAUGUGGCAGAACGGAGGUCACUCGGGCCUUGACCAGUGGAACUUCGUCAUGCAUCCUGUCUUUGCUGCCAAGAGCUGCGACCCUGAAGGCGACUAUGUGCGCCGUUGGGUUCCCGAGCUCUCCAAACUCCCUCCUGAGUACAUUCACUGCCCGUGGGAGGCGCCUGUUACUCUCCUUGCCUCCUCUGGCGUCGCCCUAGGGCGCAACUACCCGCACAGGAUCAUUGCGGACCUGGAAGGAGCGAGGACCCGUUCUCUGGCUGCGGUGAACGCGGUGAGGUGCGGGGUCGGGAAGGCGAUGGUCCUCCCCGACGGGCAUGAGAGGAUGAUCCUGCCUGAUGGGAGGUGA